GUAGUUCCUUCUCGGCGUUUCUGCGGAGGGAUCUACCUGGCGCGGCCCCGCCGGUUGCUAUAUAAAGAGGCGCCGGGCGUGGCGCAGGCAGUUCCGUGCAGAUCCAGAGUUCUGUUUCCGUAGUCCUCUGUGUGUUGCUGCCGCCGUCACUUGACAAUGCAGAUCUUCGUGAAGACCUUGACCGGUAAGACCAUCACUCUUGAGGUCGAGCCCAGUGACACCAUCGAGAACGUCAAGGCCAAGAUCCAGGACAAGGAGGGCAUCCCCCCUGACCAGCAGCGGCUGAUCUUCGCCGGCAAGCAGCUGGAAGACGGGCGCACCCUGUCCGACUACAACAUCCAGAAGGAGUCCACCCUGCACCUGGUCCUGCGCCUCCGAGGGGGGAUGCAGAUCUUCGUGAAGACCUUGACCGGCAAGACCAUCACCCUUGAGGUCGAGCCCAGUGACACCAUCGAGAAUGUCAAGGCCAAGAUCCAGGACAAGGAGGGCAUCCCCCCUGACCAGCAGCGGCUGAUCUUCGCCGGCAAGCAGCUGGAAGACGGGCGCACCCUGUCCGACUACAACAUCCAGAAGGAGUCCACCCUGCACCUGGUCCUGCGCCUCCGAGGGGGGAUGCAGAUCUUCGUGAAGACCUUGACCGGUAAGACCAUCACUCUUGAGGUCGAGCCCAGUGACACCAUCGAGAACGUCAAGGCCAAGAUCCAGGACAAGGAGGGCAUCCCCCCUGACCAGCAGCGGCUGAUCUUCGCCGGCAAGCAGCUGGAAGACGGGCGCACCUUGUCCGACUACAACAUCCAGAAGGAGUCCACCCUGCACCUGGUCCUGCGCCUCCGAGGGGGGAUGCAGAUCUUCGUGAAGACCUUGACCGGUAAGACCAUCACUCUUGAGGUCGAGCCCAGUGACACCAUCGAGAACGUCAAGGCCAAGAUCCAGGACAAGGAGGGCAUCCCCCCAGACCAGCAGCGGCUGAUCUUCGCCGGCAAGCAGCUGGAAGACGGGCGCACCCUGUCCGACUACAACAUCCAGAAGGAGUCCACCCUGCACCUGGUCCUGCGCCUCCGAGGGGGGAUGCAGAUCUUCGUGAAGACCUUGACCGGUAAGACCAUCACUCUUGAGGUCGAGCCCAGUGACACCAUCGAGAACGUCAAGGCCAAGAUCCAGGACAAGGAGGGCAUCCCCCCAGACCAGCAGCGGCUGAUCUUCGCUGGCAAGCAGCUGGAAGAUGGGCGCACCCUGUCCGACUACAACAUCCAGAAGGAGUCCACCCUGCACCUGGUCCUGCGCCUCCGAGGGGGGAUGCAGAUCUUCGUGAAGACCUUGACCGGUAAGACCAUCACUCUUGAGGUUGAGCCCAGUGACACCAUCGAGAACGUCAAGGCCAAGAUCCAGGACAAGGAGGGCAUCCCCCCUGACCAGCAGCGGCUGAUCUUCGCCGGCAAGCAGCUGGAAGAUGGGCGCACCCUGUCCGACUACAACAUCCAGAAGGAGUCCACCCUGCACCUGGUCCUGCGCCUCCGAGGGGGGAUGCAGAUCUUCGUGAAGACCUUGACCGGCAAGACCAUCACCCUGGAGGUCGAGCCCAGUGACACCAUCGAGAACGUCAAGGCCAAGAUCCAAGACAAGGAGGGUAUCCCCCCAGACCAGCAGCGGCUGAUCUUCGCUGGCAAGCAGCUGGAAGACGGGCGCACCCUGUCCGACUACAACAUCCAGAAGGAGUCCACCCUGCACCUGGUCCUGCGCUUGAGGGGGGGUUUCUAAGUUUCCCCUUUGAAGCUUUCAACACGUUUAAUUGCACUUUGUUUCAAUAAAGUUGUUGCAUUCCAA
Messenger RNA from Phyllostomus hastatus (greater spear-nosed bat), 1824 nucleotides. RefSeq names its product ubiquitin C (gene UBC). Gene Ontology annotation, cellular component: nucleus; cytoplasm. Gene Ontology annotation, biological process: protein ubiquitination; modification-dependent protein catabolic process. Gene Ontology annotation, molecular function: protein tag activity; ubiquitin protein ligase binding. Lineage: Eukaryota; Metazoa; Chordata; Mammalia; Chiroptera; Phyllostomidae. The record is from RefSeq and is a predicted model, not a curated record.